Molecule: messenger RNA, 723 nt
Organism: Homarus americanus (American lobster)
Lineage: Eukaryota; Metazoa; Arthropoda; Malacostraca; Decapoda; Nephropidae
Product: putative golgin subfamily A member 6-like protein 19
Exons: 3
Coding region: 1-723 (240 amino acids)
Source: RefSeq, a predicted model, not a curated record
AUGUGUGAGGAGGACGACCUGUGUGAGGAGGACGACCUGUGUGAGGAGGACGACCUGUGUGAGGAGGACGACCUAUGUGAGGAAGACGACCUGUGUGAGGAGAACGACCUGUGUGAGGAGGACGACCUAUGUGAGGAGCACGACCUAUGUGAGGAGGACGACCUAUGUGAGGAGGACGACCUGUGUGAGGAGGACGACCUGUGUGAGGAGGACGACCUGAGUGAGGAGGCCGACCAAUGUCACGACCUAUGUGAGGAGCACGACCUAUGUGAGGAGGACGACCUGUGUGAGGAGGACGACCUGUGUGAGGAGGACGACCCGUGUGAGGAGGACGACCUGUGUGAGGAGGACGACCUGUGUGAGGAGGACGACCCGUGUGAGGAGGACGAUCCAUGUGAGGAGCACAACCCGUGUGAGGAGGACGACCUGUGUGAGGAGGACGACCUGUGUGAGGAGGACGACCUGUGUGAGGAGGACGACCUGUGUGUGGAGGACGACCUGUGUGAGGAGGACGACCUAUGCGAUAUAAAGACGUCACCUUCAGACGUCUCUAAAAUUCCCAGAAUGUCUUUACGAAGAGAGGCGCCGCCAGUAAUACUUCCUAGAAAGACAACGGCUCAAAGGAAAAUUGCCAGAGAAAGUCUACUCAAGGAAAGGAGUGAGAUCCUUGCUGGAGUAAAGGCUUCCUGGAAGUUGGUCGCCCAUCGUCAACAUCAGAGGUAG